Messenger RNA from Nothoprocta perdicaria, 1128 nucleotides. It is a transcript of the gene WIF1, whose product is annotated as WNT inhibitory factor 1. Gene Ontology annotation, molecular function: signaling receptor binding. The transcript is spliced from 10 exons. Gene Ontology annotation, cellular component: extracellular region; cell surface. The record is from RefSeq and is a predicted model, not a curated record. The coding region runs from base 1 to 1128 and encodes 375 amino acids. Lineage: Eukaryota; Metazoa; Chordata; Aves; Tinamiformes; Tinamidae. Gene Ontology annotation, biological process: anatomical structure development.
AUGGGUGCCGCGUGGGCGCUGCGCGCGGCGCUGCUCUGCGGCGCGCUCAGCCUGUGCGCCGUGCGCGCCGCUCCGCGCGCGCAGCCCGACACGCUCUACGUGUGGGUCGGGGCGCCGCAGGCGCGGCUGCUCAUCGGCUUCGAGGAGGACAUCCUGAUCGUGUCCGAGGGCAGGAUGGCCCCCUUCACGCACGACUUCAGGAAGGCGCAGCAGAGGAUGCCCGCCAUCCCCGUGAGCAUCCCRGCCAUGAAUUUCACCUGGCUGGCGACGGGACGGGCUGAGUACUUCUAUGAGUUCCUGUCCUUGCGCUCUUUGGAUAAAGGUAUAAUGGCUGAUCCGACUAUAAAUAUCCCUCUGCUUGGAACAGUUCCUCACAAAGCAUCAGUCGUUCAGGUUGGGUUUCCUUGCCUUGGAAAGCAGGACGGAGUUGCUGCGUUUGAGGUUAACGUGAUCAUAAUGAACUCAGAAGGCAACAUAAUUCUGCAGACACCGCAGAAUGCCAUCUUCUUCAAAACCUGUCAGCAAGCGGAAUGUCCGGGAGGAUGCAGAAAUGGAGGAUUUUGCAAUGAAAGACAUGUCUGUGAAUGUCCAGAUGGAUUUUAUGGACCCCACUGUGAGAAAGCUCUGUGUGCUCCUCGCUGCAUGAAUGGGGGGCUCUGCAUUACGCCCGGCUUGUGCAUCUGCCCACCUGGAUUCUACGGCAUCAACUGCGACAAAGCAAACUGUACAACAACCUGUUUCAAUGGAGGAACGUGUUUCUAUCUCGGAAAAUGCAUUUGUCCUUCAGGAUUUGAAGGAGACCAAUGUGAAAUCAGUAAAUGCCAUCAGCCCUGUCGAAAUGGAGGUAAAUGUACUGGUAAGAAUAAAUGCAAGUGCUCCAAAGGCUACCAGGGAGACCUUUGUUCCAAGCCUGUCUGCGAGCCGGGCUGCGGGUCGUUCGGCACCUGCACGGAGCCUAACAAAUGCCAGUGCAAAGAAGGCUGGCACGGGAGACACUGCAAUAAAAGGUACGGAGGCGGCGCGGCGAGCGCCGUGCGGCCGGCCGGGCCGCGGCACCGGCAGCUCACGCCUUCCCCGAAACGCGSCGAGGAGAGGCACCCGCCGCCCGAAUCCAACUACAUCUGGUAG